Gadus macrocephalus (Pacific cod) is the source of this 5925-nucleotide messenger RNA. RefSeq names its product crumbs cell polarity complex component 1 (gene crb1). Gene Ontology annotation, molecular function: calcium ion binding. Lineage: Eukaryota; Metazoa; Chordata; Actinopteri; Gadiformes; Gadidae. The record is from RefSeq and is a predicted model, not a curated record.
CAGCUGCUUCCAAUCAUCGCGGGAUCACUUGACGCGCCGCUGAAGUGCGCAUCAAGUGAUGCCGCGAUGGUUCGGGGGCCCGAAAGGGGCCGAGGGGAACUCAAGGGAGCGUGCGGCUGACGACAGUCGGUCCCCAGCGAUGCUGCAGGCAGUCCGCUGACAGCACCCUCUGCCUCGGAGAUGAGGAUGAGUCCCUGCUCGCGGCGAUGGAUUUUACGCGUGGUUGUUAUUUAGAAGUACUUUUAUGCUUCGUUUUCGUUUUGGAUCUUCUUGGGACAGGUGCCACGCCCCCUGGAAGGCUGCCAAUCACAGCGGACCCGUGCUCGUCGGACCCGUGCCAGAACCGCGCGCUGUGCCGUAGCCGCGGUAACGGCUUCGCCUGCUUCUGCGUGCCGGGCUUCCAGGGACGGCGCUGCCAGAUCGACGUCGACGAGUGCGUCUCGGCGCCCUGCCUCAACGGGGCCACCUGCGAGGACCGGGUGGGACGCUUCACCUGCCGCUGCCCCCCGGGGUUCACAGGGAGCACCUGCCAGCUGCAGAUUGACAAGUGCCAAUCACAGCCGUGCCUGAACGGGGGCGGUUGCCAUGACACCAACCAAAGCUUCGCGUGCACCUGCCCGGCCGGUUUCCACGGAGACCGCUCGAGUUGCCAGAGUGGGCCGUGCCAGGACGGGGGUCCGUGUUUAGAGGGGUUGAGUGUAGACGGGUACGGCUGUGUCUGCAGUGGCGAGAACUGUGAACCGCCUGCGCCGCCAUGCAAGUCCGAGCCGUGCUUCAACAGCGCCCCCUGUCAGGACAAUGGAAGCAACUACACCUGCAAAUGCUGGCCAGGGUUCAGCGGGCCCCAGUGUGAGCGGGACGUCGGGGAGUGCUCCAGCGGGCCCUGCCUUCACGGGGGCCGGUGCGUGGAGCGCUCCUGGCAGGCCCUGUACGGCAGCGAGGCCCUGCUGCCGGGCCCCUACAGCCCCCAGACCGCCCAGGGGUUCCUCUGCAGCUGUGCCCCGGGAACCACAGGCUCCCUGUGCCAGGAGGUGGUGGACGAGUGUGUCAGCGCCCCCUGCCGGCACGGAGGCCGCUGUGAGCCCCGUGCGGGGGGCUACUCGUGCCUCUGCCCCCCGCGCAGCGAGGACGGCGUCCUCUACGGCGGGGCGGACUGCGCCGUGCCGCUGACGGGCUGCGACGGCCACCAGUGCCAGAACGGCGGCGGCGGCUGCAGGCCCCUCCUCCACGACGACGGCCGCACCCACGGCUACUCCUGCUCCUGCCCCCCCGGCCUCACGGGGGCGCUGUGCCAGACCCCCACCGCCUUCUCCUUCCAGCGCAGCGGCCACCUGCGGCUGCAGAGCCCCCCGCCGCCGCCGCCGCCGGACGGCCAGGCCUCCUGCAACGUCACCCUGAGCUUCCGCACGGCGCUGCCCGGGGCCGUGCUCUUCCAGCGGGGCGGCGGCGGCGGCGGCCUCCUGCUGGUUCUGGAGCUCCGGAGGGGGCGGCCGCGCCUCACCCUGAAGGAGGGGCCCUCGGUUGGGUCUCAGGAGGAGGAGGAGGAGGAGGAGGAGGAGGAGGAGUGGGAGGGAGAGGAAGGGGAGGAGGAAGGGGAGGAGGAAGAGGAGAGCCAGACCCUGGAGCUCGGGCGCGCCGUGGCGGACGGGGAGUGGCACACGGUGGAGGUGCUGCUGAGGAACGGGACCCUGGGCCUGGCGCUGCUGGGGGAGGCGGGGGGGGGCUGCCGGGAGGCGGACUGCCGGGCCUCGGCGGCCCUCCGGAGCUCCCUGUCGGCGCUGCCGUCCCCCCUGGAGAACACCUUCGUGGGGGGGCCGCCGGGUGGUCCCGCGGGCACGGGGCGGCGGUGGCGGCGGCGGCGGCCGGCGUUCGUGGGCUGCAUGCGGGACGUGCUGGUGGACGGGCAGCUGGUGGUGCCGGGGGAGUGGCUGGGGGACUCCGCCCUCAACGUGACGGCGGGCUGCAGCCAUCGGGACCGCUGCCUGGACGCGCCCUGCCUCCACGGGGGCCGCUGCCUCAACCUGUGGCAGGCGCGGCGCUGCCGCUGCCCCCGGCCGUACCAGGGGCCCGACUGUGGAGAGGAGCUCGCCCCGGCCCGCUUCGGAGGCGGCGACUCCCUGAGCUCCGCCCUCUUCUCCGUCACGGACCCCCUCGGCCCGGACCUCGCCGUCUCGCUCUUCCUGCGGACGCGGCGCCCCACGGGGCUCCUGCUGGCCGUCGCCCCCGGCAACGGGAGCGACGGGGGCCCGUACCUGCGCAUGUGGCUGGAGGGCGGAAAGGUCAAAGUUCAGGUCGACGGCUCGGAGCGGCUGGAGUCCCGGGGCGCGCUCGGCGACGGGGAGCGCCACUUUGUGAGCGUGGAGGUGGGCGGGGCGAGGGGCGGAGUCACGCUGUCCGUGGGGGAGGAGCAGCAGGGCCACGCCCCCCAGGCGAGGCCCCUGGACGUCCGGGCGGGGGCCCGGGUCUCCGUGGGGGGGCUGCAGGAGGAGGGGCCGGGGCCCGGCUCGUUUAAGGGCUGCGUGCAGGACCUGAGGAUCAACGGCCGGAGGCUCCGGUUCUUCAGCCCGGGGGGGGCCCCAGCGAGGUCCUUCCCCCUGGAGGCCACGGCCAACGUGAGCGAGGGCUGCACCGGGGACGACGCCUGCCUGGCGAACCCCUGUCUGAACGGAGGCCAGUGUCUCUCCCUGUGGGACCACUUCACCUGCACCUGCCCCUCCCACACAGCAGGGCGGCGCUGUGAGGAGGUCCGCUGGUGUGAGGCGGCCCCCUGCCCCGCGGGCGCAGUGUGCCACCCCCUCCACCAGGGGUUCGAGUGCCUCUCCAACGUGACCCUGCUGAACGACAGCAGCGUCCUGUCCUACCGGGGGCGGGGCCUCCUGUCCCGGGACGUCGCCAGUCUGACCCUGAGCCUGCGCACCCGCCGCCGCCACGCCGCCCUGCUCCACGCCGAGAGAGGCUCCGCCUUCAUCACCCUCUCGCUGCAGGACGGGCGGCUCUGCAUGGAGCUGCAGAGUCACGCCGGAGGGGGGGAGGAGGGGGAGGAGGAGGAGGGGGAGGAGAAGAAGGAGGAGGGGGUAUCCACGGUCAGCCUGACGAGCCGGCGGCUGGUGAGCGACGGCGAGUGGCACAGCGUGCACCUCUUCAUGGCGGCCCCCUGGGCGCGGCGGUCCCGCUGGACCCUGGUCCUGGACGAGGACCUGGAGGGGGCCAGCACCUCGGCCGCGCCGGGGGGCGGCAACCUCAACUUCCUGCGGCGGGGCGUGGACAUCUUCCUGGGGGGGCUGGGCCCCGGCGUGGGCUGGGGCCUGGUGGGCUGCCUGGGCCCCGUGGAGCUGGGGGGCGUGGCCCUGCCCUACUUCGGCCCCGCCCAGCUGGGGGUCCCGCGGCCGCAGGCGGAGCGCUUCGAGCUGACGUCGGCGCCGCCGGCCCGGGGCGGGUGCGGGGGCGGGGCCGUUUGCGAGCCCGACCCCUGCCUGAACGGGGGCCGGUGCCGGGACCUCUUCGACCUGCACCGCUGCGAGUGCCCCGAGGGCUGGGCCGGCCGCCGCUGCGGCGCGCUCGUCGACACCUGCGCCUCGGGGCCCUGUCUCCACGGCAACUGCAGCGUGGCGGGCCCCGGGUACGCGUGCGCGUGCCACGUGGGCUUCGCCGGGCCGGACUGCGGGGAGGAGGCGGACGUGUGCGAGGGCCACCUGUGCGGCCACGGGGCCACCUGCCUGCACGGCCCCGGACGCUACGCCUGCCUGUGUGCCGAGAACUACACGGGGCCCCUCUGCAAUGAACGAGUUGAAGAGAUACCGUGGUACAUUGUUGUCAGAAAUAUACGGCCCCCCAAGCUCCCCGUGUCCUUCUGCGGCGACGAGGCCCGCAACUACACCUGCUUCAACGGGGGCAACUGCACCGAGCGCCUGCUGUCCUGCGACUGCCGGCCCGGCUUCACGGGACACCGGUGUGAGCAGGAGGUGGACGAGUGUAAGUCCAACCCCUGUCUGAACGGAGGCUACUGCCGCAACCUGAUCAACAAGUUUUCGUGCGUGUGCGACAUGAGCUUCACGGGCGAGGUGUGCCAGACGGACGUAAGCGACCUUUACUUUUACGUAGCCGUGCUGCUGUGGCAGAACCUCUUCCAGCUGCUCUCAUACCUCAUCCUGCGGCUGGACGAGGACGAGCCUGAGGUGGACUGGGGGGCGGAGGAGUGACCCCCCCGGGUCUGGGGGUGGGUCUGGGUGUCUGGGUGUGUGAGUGUGUGUGUGUGUGUCUGGUCUGGGUCUGGAUGUGUGUAUGUGUAUGUGUCUGUGUGUGUGUAUGCGUCUGUGUGUGUGUCCACAGCGUGUUUGUGUGUGUGUGUGUGUGUGCUAGUUAGUCUCUGUGGGAGUAUGUGUGUGUGUGUGUGUGUCUCUGUGUGUGUGUGUGUCUGUGUGUGUGUGUCUGUGUGUGUGUGUGUGUGCGUGUGUGUGUCUGUCUGUGGGAGUGUGUGUGUGUGUGCGCGUGUGUGUGUCUGUCUGUGGGAGUGUGUGUGUGUGUGUGUGUGCGCGUGCGUGUCUGUCUGUGGGAGUGUGUGUGUGUGUGUGUGUGUGUGUGUGUGUGCGUGUCUGUCUGUGGGAGUGUGUGUGUGUGUGUGUGUGUGUGUGUGUGUGUGUGUGUGUGUGUGUGUGUGUGUGUGUCGGUCUGUGGGUGGGAGUGUGUGUGUGUGUGUGUGUGUGUGUGUGUGUGUGUGUGUGUGUGUGUGUGUGUGUGUGUGUGUGUGUGUCGGUCUGUGGGUGGGAGUGUGUGUGUGUGUGUGUCUGUCUAUGUGCUAAAUUUUAAUCCAGAUACAUAAUCGCUAGAUCACUUUAAGUGUAAAAACCAAGAUAGUGUUUCAGAGUUUAGUUCAGAGCUGUGACUGUGCCUUAAUGACUCCUUGUCUUUACCAUAGGAUGAUUAAUAAUGUAUUUGUUGGUAAUCUAUGGAGAGUAAUAGGUCAUAGCUUCACACGAGUAGAGUAGGAAAGCUGGCUGGGAUCUAAUAUAAGUAUACAUCUACAUAAUAUACAUCUCCAUGUAUUACAUCUAAUGUAAGUAUAUCUUGCAAUGAUUACCUCGAUAUGGAUAAUAUCAUUAACGAAUGUGAAAAGGCAUUCACUUUUGUCAAAAGAGGGAAUCAGUUCCACCUUAAAACACAUCCCACUACUACAAAAACCAGAGACCCAGAGCUCCUAUCAUCCUAUGAUCACAACAGUUAUACAAGUAUCAUACAUUAACCAGCUGAUACACAUGAACAAUUCAUGCUAUAAAAACACAGCUACAGGAACAUAGCACUAGAGAACAAAAUCAAAUGACAGUUUUGCAUUUGCACGGAUUAGAAAAUGAGUUCUAAGGAUGUAUUUUAUAUGUAUGCCAAAGGUAUGUUCUUUGGUGACAGUGUCACUGUACUAGGGUAGUAAUGGAUUAAUUUGUCUUGAGAUAUCACGUAUAUAACCUGUUUGUUAGUGAACAGGCUGACAUUAGUGUUAAGAAAGACCAAACUAAGAGUUGGGAUUGGUUGAGGUCACUACUGGGACUGAUUGGCUGAUGGUAAUGGUAAGUUUGGGCCUUGUGUCACAUGGUCUGACUGUCAGACGAUUGUAUUUAAGAGCUGAGGACAUCUUUACCAUGCCUGUGUUUGUUGUGAGGGGUUUGCUUUGACUCUUGCAUGUCAAUCCAUGUCCAAAGAGAGUUAGUGAAAGAAGGGCGUUUGAAUGGCGACCCGUUCUUCCUCAUUCGUCGUGCGCGUCUGUCUGUGAUUUCUGUUUGUUUAGCAGUAAGACAGAUGUCUCCAGCGUGUCAUCUGUUUGUAUUUGUCUGUCAGUUAUUGUGUGUUUCACUUUCACUUUUCAUUCAUUCUGUCUUCAGCUUAGUGUCAUUGUCUGUAUUUCUUGUUUUCGAAUAAAACCGAAAAAAACAACAA